Cyclopterus lumpus (lumpfish) is the source of this 1793-nucleotide messenger RNA. RefSeq names its product cAMP responsive element binding protein 3-like 4 (gene creb3l4). The transcript is spliced from 10 exons. Gene Ontology annotation, biological process: regulation of transcription by RNA polymerase II. Gene Ontology annotation, cellular component: nucleus. NCBI's taxonomy places the organism in Eukaryota, Metazoa, Chordata, Actinopteri, Perciformes, Cyclopteridae. The record is from RefSeq and is a predicted model, not a curated record. The coding region runs from base 282 to 1523 and encodes 413 amino acids. Gene Ontology annotation, molecular function: RNA polymerase II cis-regulatory region sequence-specific DNA binding; DNA-binding transcription factor activity, RNA polymerase II-specific.
GAAGAGGAAGAAGAAGAAGAAGAAGAGGAACAGACUGGUUUACAGGCGGAACGCGGUCUGACAGCUGGACGGGGUCUGAGGAGGGUCUGAACGGGGUCUGACAGCUGGACGGGGUCUGAAGGGGGUCUGAAGAGGGUCUGAAGGGGGUCUGAACAGGGUCUGAAGGGGGUCUGAACGGGGUCUGAAGGGGGUCUGAAGGGGGUCUGAACAGGGUCUGAAGAGGACUGUGAUGAAGAGCAGGAGGGUCUGAAGAGGAGCGACCAACCUGUCAGCACACAGUCAUGGAUGCAGAAAGCGGGGAGCACUUUCUGGGAGGUGGCGGUGGUGAAGGAGGUAUGUUGGCCGACAGCUGGCAGCUCGCCACUCCUUUCUCCUCCGACCUGGUAUUCAGCAGCUCAGAGGAUCCGCUGCAGGACUGGGCCAUGGACCCUGAGGGUACGCUGAAUGACAGCGAGUCAGAGGACAUCCUUCAUGGUGUCGACCCAAACGAGGUGUUUCCUAGCGGGCCGCCUGCCAAGUCCUCGUCUGAGAGCGACAGUGGUGUCUCCGAGGACCCCGUGGUUCCCUUCAGCACAGCGACCGCAGCGAGCAUCCUACCCGUCUAUCAGGUGGUUUAUGACAUCGGCAGCCUGGGCAGCCCGAAGAAUGAACCUGGACAAGAGAACGUCAUCUCCAUAGAGCUCGAUGGCUGGAGCUCUCAGGUGUUGUUUUCAGACUCAUGCAUUGUGAACCAGCUGCCCGUGGUUCGCCUCGAUGACCCCCAGAGCCCGGACGGUGAUAUGUUGUUGACUGAGGAGGAACAAAAGCUACUGACACAGGAAGGAGUUUCUCUGCCCAACAACCUUCCUCUCACCAAGGCAGAGGAAAGAAUCCUAAAAAGAGUUCGGAGAAAAAUCCGCAACAAGCAGUCGGCUCAGGAUAGCCGGAGGAGGAGGAAAGAGUACGUUGACGGGCUGGAGAGCAGGGCAGUAACUUGCUCAGCACAGAACAAAGAGCUGCAGACGACGGUGGAGCACCUGAAAAAACACAACAUGUCUCUGCUGGCUCAGCUGGGACGGCUUCAGUCUCUGAUCAAAGAGACGGUCAGUAAAGGAGCCCAAACCAGCACCUGCUUACUGCUCGUCCUCGUCUCUCUUGGUCUGAUCAUCAUGCCUAGCUUCAGUCCGUUCAGCCGCAACUCGUCUGCAGAUGAUGACUACAGACCCACAGGAGUUGUUUCCAGAAACAUCUUGACAGAUCCCUUCUCCCAGCCGACAGCAGAUGAUGGCAAUGUUUCAGCUGUGCAGUCCGACUCCUCGUCACCGCACUUUGAACUCGGCCAAUCAGGAUCUCCGGUGGGCACCGCCAUCCUCCAAGAACCAAUAGUAAACCCUGAAAAUACAGGCUUUGAUGAGCUGACUCCAGAGGGGAGCCAAUUGGGGAACAGCUCGGCUCUCGUUUCCGGACAAACUGAGCCGCUGGUUCUCGGUCAGAGGAAAGGAAGCCGUGAUCCUGCCAAACCUGCGCACGCUGACGAGAUGUAGACCCCGAUAAAGGGGUUUCAUGUUCGACGUUUAACUCGGUCAUAACCAGUAAUGACUGCUCUGAAUAAUCGCUGCAAUGAAUUCAUUAAUCGGUCGUUGACCUUUUAUGUAAAUCUGGUUCUAGCUUCAAUGAAAAGUUAUGCAUUCUUGUUUGAGUUAGUUGAGAAAUUAGUAAUGUGCAAUGAAGAGAUGUAAAUUUGCCCAUAAGGAGAGAGAGAGAGAGAGACAAGAAAGGAGCUCAGUGUAUCCUAAAACGUCCCCCAGCAGCCU